Naegleria fowleri is the source of this 2172-nucleotide messenger RNA. RefSeq lists its product as uncharacterized. The transcript has a single exon. NCBI's taxonomy places the organism in Eukaryota, Heterolobosea, Eutetramitea, Acrasida, Naegleriidae. The record is from RefSeq and is a predicted model, not a curated record. Gene Ontology annotation, cellular component: membrane. The coding region runs from base 1 to 2172 and encodes 723 amino acids.
AUGUUCUUUGGAAGGAGAGAGGAGCAACAACAUCAGCCACAACAAAUUUCCUACAACAACCCGAACUCUAUGGAAGCAACACAAUCAUCUUCCGUUAAUCAACCCCAUCCAUUUGAUCAAUCUCAAGGGAAUAUUGUGGAUGACAGAAGUACAACAACAAAUGAUGAUAUUUUCACUCAUCACAAAUAUCCUUCUCUUCAUCCUGUAGAUAAGCUUUCUCCCAUGUACAAAGCGAAACAAUAUUCUCUUUCAAUUCAAAAAUCCUAUCAACAAGCCUGGAACAAUGUCAUCCAAUUAUCAAUUCUUCUACUAUUAUUAUUCAUUGCUAUACAUACCAAUAUAUUCAGAAUUGCCGUGAUGAGAUUAAUUACCUCAUCGGUCAUUAUUUAUUACAUGCUCUCCUAUUUCAUUUGCGUUUUAUUGUUUUACUUGAUCAUUCGACGUAUGAAUAAGCUGUGGAGAAAGUCAUCCUUUUAUUCUCAGCAAGAACAUGAAUAUAGAGGAGGGAAGUUGUACAAGUGGAGCCAAGAGUUCGUGAAAUCUCCAAACAGGGCAUUACAGACGUUGUUCAGAAACAUUAAAAGCCUUUUCAUCGGAAAGCCUUCUUCACGCUCAAAAACAUUGACAACACAAGAGCAAUUCCGUCCCACCUAUAUUUGCACUCCUUCUAGCACCCUACUAGGCUUAAAUACUAAAGAGGAAAUUGAUGAAUAUAACACUGCGCUGUAUGAAGAAUAUUUGCAACAAGAAGCAAAACGAAAUGAACAAAGAAGAGAAAUCCUUUCUAAUAGGAAAGAAAUUGACAGAUAUAGAUCGAUCAAUUAUGAUUUAGUAUUUGGUAGAUCUGGAUAUCAUCCAACAACCAUGGGUGGCCCUCUAGGUACCUCCACCACAAUGGCCGAUUCAUUAGGACUUGGUUAUCCAUCAUCUCUUCCCACUACGACCUCUUCAACAAGUACUGGAGGAGGAUAUCUUUUAGAUGCUUCAACUGCUGUACCAGCUGGACCAAAUGCUGGAAUGAUUCACGAUUUUGAUGCCAUGCCACCAUCUUCAUUGACUUUUUCAAAUCCAAUCAUUAGAGAUCGAUUUACCACAGGUGGAAUGGAAAGCGAAAAUGUUGCAUAUCGAUUGGCUCCAUCUGCCAACUUUAAUCCUGAUAUGUUAUCUUGGCAAACAUCAGCUAGAGCUCAAAAUCAUGCAAUGCAUAGUAAUGCACUUCUUUUGAGCGAAGAAGCUUCUCAAGCGUUAGAAAAAUAUAAUUUAAAUACGUUUAUUGUGAAUAAUUGGGCAGAAAAUAUGAGAAGAUGGAUCAUAUUUAAAAUUUUAACUCCAAUCACAAACGAUAUAGAAAAUAUUAAUACACAAUUAUACAAAACCUUUAAUGGGCAAUUUAAGGGUUAUGAUUGUUACAACCCAUUAGACAUUUCACCUCAAUAUCAACAUGCUAUUCCAACAUUUAUUCCACUUUCAGAAGAUACUUCCAGAUACACCUUAAAAUAUAUUUUGUCUACAAUGGUUAACACUUUCGAUCAACAAAAGCAAAAGCCUUCAAUUUAUCAAGAUUUUGAAAUUUUGUUAAGAAAGAGGUUAAAGAUUGAAAGAUAUUUGAGUGUGCCAUCCUCCGCUAUGGACAAAAUUGGAAAUAGAAAACAUGUUCUUGAAAGAAUAAGGACUAUGGCUAGAGGAUCAUUUGACAAGCUAGGAAGUUUCAGCGAACAUUUGAAGAAUGACUUCCCAAGUGAUGAGGAGAUUUUAGUAUUUUUGUUUUGUAAAUACAUGGAUUUCAUCUUGGACUCUCAUGGAUCGAACAGCUUUACUCAAAAAUAUUAUCGUGACAAGACAAGACCACAAGAACCAAGCACAAAUGGAAUGGGUCUUUACAAACCAAGAAGUAUGGCUCCAGCCGUUGCGAAUGCUAUUAUCAAGAAAAAGGGAGAUUCAAAAAUUUUGCCAACUAAGAAGGGUCUGUUUUUGUGCUUGGCAACCUUACAACCUGUACCACAUUUUAAUGUGGAAGACGACGGAAGCGUAUUAGAAUGUCAACCAGGACGCAAUAACUUAUUUUAUGCCUUAGUAUUGUUCUUGCACUUGAUUAGAGAGAAAUAUGAAGGAUACAUUGAGACGGUAUCGCUUGAUGAUUUGGAUCUUUCGCGAGUUAUUGAAUCUGUUUAG